Molecule: messenger RNA, 2289 nt
Organism: Pyrus x bretschneideri (Chinese white pear)
Lineage: Eukaryota; Viridiplantae; Streptophyta; Magnoliopsida; Rosales; Rosaceae
Exons: 4
Coding region: 234-2129 (631 amino acids)
Source: RefSeq, a predicted model, not a curated record
CGUGGCGACCAUUCCGCGCCUCCAUCUCAUUGCGUUCCAGUUAUUGUGUAUUUGGGAUGCUUCCCCUCACACACACACCGUUUGCAGCAGCAGUAAAACCCUAAUCGAGCAUCUGCUCCAAAUCGCCAGAUUCUGACGCUGCCGUUCUAAUUGCUUCUGCAAGUAUUUGUUAAUGGGAGAACUGGUGAGGUGAUUUCUGAAAUUCUUGGUUUUGAUAGCUGGUUUGAGAAAUUAUGGAGGUAAUGGAACGUGAAGAUGUCGCCGGUGUCCGUUGUCGAAAGGGAUUGGAUGGGUGUGGGGAUAGUGAACUGGAGAAUAGGAGCAAGAGAGCUGAGGAGAGGUGUGUGGAGUUAGAGUUGGAGAUUGUAAAGAGAGAUUGUGAGUAUGCAGCUCUGGAGGCCGAGUUUCGGGCAUUGGAGCGCGAAAAGAUUGCGAUUGAAGAAGAGAUCAAGGCUUUGAGGAGGGAGAGUGGUGGAGAUGAAAAGAAGAAAAAUCGUGGGGGAGAAAAAGGGGAGGGAAUUGGUGAUCUGACGGAGGAGAACGGGGAGGAAGACAAGGUCUGUCAGCUAAUGGUUGAGAUUAAAGCAUUGGAGUGUGAGAAGAAAAAGGCUGAAAGCGAGUUUGAGGCUUGGAAGCAAAAGUUCAAGGAACUGGAAUCGUUGGUCUUGAAAGGCGGGGAAUUGCCGUUGGAUAGAUGGAUGAAGGUGGCAGGGGUAGGAUCGCUAAAUGUGGAUUCUCUUGAAGACAGCGGGACUGUGCAGUUGAAUAAAGGGAUUAAACUUGACGAUGAAUUGCAAGUUGAAGGUGGCUUGGAGUAUUCCAGAGACAAGGAUAUGGCUGUGGAUCGGGUGGAUGUUGGCUCUACACGUCCCCCCCUCGGUAAAGAGAUCGGAAAUUUGCAGUCAGCAGGCACUCUGUGCAAUGACACACCGUGUAAGCAUUGGGAUGGUAUUAAGGGAGAGAAUAAACGUGUCUGUGUGCAGUCUGAUAUGAAAUAUUCUACCAGCAGACAAGCUAGGAAACGGUUGGAAUUCGACAAAGAGGGGAAUCCUUGCAAGAAGAUGGCUCCAUGUACGCCUGGUGGUGGCAUACCUUCUUCUCUCACUAUCGUCAAUAUUAGUGAUAGUGAUGAUGAACUUUUGCCUGCAAAUAAUCAGGAAAGCAGAAAGGUCUGCAUUUCGUCGGGUUCAGUAUUAGGAGAAACUGGGGGUUGUGAAAAAGAUAUGACUACCAAAAUAUGUGCUGAGGAAGAUGUUGAUAACAUCAAUGAGGGCCUGCUUGCCUCAAAACCCAAAAGAAAGCGUGCUCUUAAUAUUGUUACCAGUGACUCGGAAAGUAGUGAUGAUGAUAUUCCUAUCGGACAACUCAAGAAAAUGCAUCUUAAGGAAAUUAUACAUGACAAAGUAGGAUCUGAUCUCAAUGACAGCUCAGUGACUGCUACUGUGUCUGAGGUUGACAAUGCCAUGGGUACUGUUAGUCCUCCCAGGCGGCGUCUCGUUAGGUUGAGAAAAUGUGGGGCACAAAAAGACUAUUCAGCUCAGACAAGUGAAACUAAAUAUGAUCGAGAAAAUCUUGCAAAUGAGGAUGUUGAAGAUGAUGAUGUGGAAGAGUCUGGGUCGGAAAGUGAAGGUGAAAGCUUGGGUGGAUUUAUUGUUGAAGAUGAUUCUGCUGUUUCUGAUGGUCAUGAUGCUUCUACAAAGUCAGAAGGUUCCUCAGAUGAUGAUGUGGACUUUGAUGAGAUUCUGUCCAAAUUUCAGAGGAACAAAGAUCAGAAAUCGAAGUGGGAAUUUGAGGCAGACAUGCUGUCUGCAUUUGGUAAGGAUCCAGAGCUGUGCAUGAAAGCUGUAUGUGCUCUUUAUCGACAGCAGACUUCUGAAGAACAGUAUACCAAGGGAUCAUUGUGCACCAAUAGUCGUGGUUUUAGCAAGUUCGAUGCUCUCAAGGGAUCUUUAUUGGCUGAGUUUCUCACUAACGGAGACCCGAACGGAGAUCUCAAGAGAACUGUGAAGGAGUUGCAGGCAUAUGACCCAAGGGGCAUUGAAACGUGUAGGACAUUGGCGAGUCGUUACUCUAAGCAACUGUUCGAGAUCUACAAGAACAAAGAGGAUCCUCUCUUUCUACCAUUUUGAUGGGAGAUAUUACCAGUCCAGAUCCUCUGCCAGAAGUACUUCCAGGGUUUCCAAAUGCUUGUAAACAUCUAGGUCCUUUUGGUUUCAAUUUAUCACGGUUGUAUUUGUAUAUAACAUCUAAUUAGGAACAUCUGAAGCAUUAGGUCACUUAUGUUCUUAA